Messenger RNA from Paraglomus occultum, 821 nucleotides. Lineage: Eukaryota; Fungi; Glomeromycota; Glomeromycetes; Paraglomerales; Paraglomeraceae. The record is from the annotation of a GenBank genome assembly.
AUGAGAUUUUUACGCAUCGAUAAUUUGUCAUAUCUAAUAGAAGUUUCACCAACUCAAGUACACGAACUUAAAAUCAUCACACUACAAGAAAAACUUGCUAAUAAAAGCUACAAGAGAACCCCAAAUCCGUAUCUCAUUUUCAGAAGUGAUGUCCAACGUUCGCUUAAAUGUACUGUUGGAAAGGCCUCAUCUGUGAGUCGCGAAUGUUGGAAAACGGCCGAUGCUGUUCUUAAAAAGCAUUACACAGACAUAUAUGAGGGACUUGCAGACGAAAAACCUAAUAAUUAUGAAUUUAAAAUAUAUAAUCCGCAAAGCCCAAAAAAAAGUUCAAAAAAAUUGAAGGAACUUAAAUCUCCUACACCAAAACAUUUAAACAAGAGAAAAGACACCGUCGACCCUUGUUCUUCUACUCCGUCAGAUGCGUUAGCCGAUAGCCAGCUUGGAUUACAUUCCAGUUCAGUAGAUACUAAUGGCGAGGGUACUACCAACAUUCGACCUCCGUCAACACAAUGCUUAAAUACUACCGACUCUAGUCCUGCCCCGCUAGAUACGUUAUCCGAUCACCAAUUUGGAUGUAAUUACAAUUCAGGAAAUUUUUUUGACGAGGGCAUUCGCGCCCCAACAAUUCUUUUGGCACAACAUUUAAACAACCAAGAUAGCAACUUUUGUCCUCCCACGCCAUCAGAUGAAGUGAGGACGUUACCCGAUUUCCUAUUCGAAUCGGCCAAACUUACUGAUGAGGAGAAUUUAUACUUACCACAGAUGAUUGCACUUGCACCGAUACCGAUAGACGAAAACAUUGGUUCACAUUCAACGGUCGG